Molecule: messenger RNA, 2298 nt
Organism: Aspergillus udagawae
Lineage: Eukaryota; Fungi; Ascomycota; Eurotiomycetes; Eurotiales; Aspergillaceae
Product: putative INO80 chromatin remodeling complex (Ies1)
Exons: 5
Coding region: 1-2298 (765 amino acids)
Cellular component (GO): Ino80 complex
Source: RefSeq, a predicted model, not a curated record
AUGGCCGACGUCGAAAGCAACGUCGCAGACGAGUCGUUUGCGCAGUCCGAAACCCAGGACGAGCAGCCCUCGCACAGUACGGUCAGCGCGACGGUCGGCAUCAGGCGUCAGGCGAAUGGCACCAUUGGCUCCGUCUACUCGGGAAACAAAAUCAGGCAUCUGAAAAAGGAAGAUGGCAUGCCGCUCUGGCGCAAGGACAUCCAGUACCAAUUUCUCAAACUUGUCUUCGAGGACAAGACCCCGGUCUUCACUCGAUGGUCCGAUGGCAAGAAGAACUUGGAUUUUGCGGAUAUUUACAUCGAUGCGAUGGCGAGGAGCAGUAAGACGAGCAAGAUUCUCAAGGACAAACUGCAGAGCGAUAAGCAAGCCGCCAUCAACAUGGCGAUGGCACACCAGGACCCCAACGCAUACAAGCAGCUUCAGGAUGCUCCUCGUCUCAAAUCCAUCCUCAAGGGUGCAUCGGAGGAUGUUGACCAGCCGAAUACGCUCGAGAAGAUCAAACGCCAUCCCAUCCCUCGGACUAAUCCGGUGCACCUCAUCUUUGUCCUCGCACAAUACGCACCCAAGGUGUCCGAGUUGCACUUCUUCCCUCCCCGUGAUUUCUUCGACUUGGUCAUGAGAUCCACGCUCAGCAGUAAGAGCCGUGCGAGGGCUUUCUUAUGGCUUAUGUGGUGGUAUUUAGAGAGUGAUUACUCGCGCGAAGCCGCCCUCAACAACCCAUUCGGCCCGGGCCAGGAUGGUGAAGGAGCCGAGGGCUUGCCAAUCAAGGUGCCUAGCUUCGAGAGCCUCACGGAAGAGCAGGCAAACGAGGAAAACGUGGAUACGCCCUCGGAAAUCGAAUACGGUGAAACAAAACGCUUGGAGCGUAAACGCAUUCUGGAAGAGGACGAGCCAUUGCCCAGGCCGCCAAAGCGUCCACGAAAGGCUCCGUUUGACCCCUCAAACAGCGACAAGGUGGUCGCGGGAGAAGGUCCUCCGUACGAAGAUUAUAAUGGAACCAGUUCUAUGCGGCCACCUUCCAAGCGUCCAGCGGAUCAAGAUGAAGGCUAUCUGACGCCUACUCAAUCAUCGCGUUCUGAGUCCAAACGACCGAAGCGGGAGUCGUCUCUCAACCGCUCGGUUGGUCAGCAGCGACUGAUUUUGAAGACUAAGAUGGAGCAGACCCCCGACGCGUCCUCGCCGGCCCCUCCAGGAUCAGGUCAUCCGAUUCUGAAUAGAUUCGUGACCGAAUCCACUAUUGGUCAGCCUUCCUCAGCUCGCCGCCCACGACCACUUACCCAGCACCAAUUGGCUGUCGAACAGAAUCGGCGCCAGCGUAUCGAUUACCUCCUGGCCAAGCGUAAAAACGAGGCUUACCGGAUUUUACGAGCGAAGAGAGAAAGCGAAGUCCCGUUCGCACGCUACGGUCGCUUGUUGCAAUCUCUUCCGGAAGGUUACGACACUGAGGACGAGGAGGCCUCAUGGGGCAAAGGUGGCUUGAUCCCUCACCACGAGGAAGAAGAAGACUUUGGAGAGUCUGCUGGCUACUUUUUAUCUGUGGUUCGUAAGGCCGCCAGAAGGCUUGACCGCUGGGAUUAUGAAAACGCGAAUGGUCCGAAGAGAGACCGCAAGAAAGAGAGAGAGGAGCGCCAGAAAGCCAGGCAGAACGGCUAUGCCAUGGAUGCCCUUGACCUGAGUGGGCGAACCUCGAUGUCCGCUCGUAGCAGAGCCCGCGCUGCGCGCAAUGCCAGGCGAAAGCUCGCCGAAGCAGAGGCCGGCGCUGCUGGUGCUGCGGCCGGCGGCGAGGCCUCCAAGGGGCAAACUGCUUCAUCCUCCCGCUCCAAGAGCAGCCGAAGUCGCCCUAGCCGCGCUGCUGGCGGGGCGUCUUCAGGUGUGGCAGGCAAGGAUGAUCUCGAUGUUCCUUCGCAAGACCAGGAGCUCUCACCGUUGCCUCCUUCCAUUCGUCUAGCCGAUGAGGACGCCGAUCUCGACGGCGAAGGUCUCGACGACCUGGAUCGCGAACUGCUAGGUGAAGGAAGCGGGGAUGAAGAUGACGCUGCGGAUCGCGACGAUCGAUCUUCGCGCCCAGCAGAGCCUGGUUACGAGGAUAGUUUCAUGGGUGGUGAUGCGGAUGACGACGCCGAAGCGUUAUCAUCUGACGACGAAGUUGACGAUGAGGAGGAUCUCGACGACGGAGAUGGUGGAGUCGAUGUGGACGAAAACUCCUCGACUUUCGAAGGCGGAAAUGGAUACGCUGCCAGCGAGACCUCUUCUGUUGCUGGUGAUACUACCGCUGUCCUAGACGAUGGCAAAGUCUAG